ACGUUUCAAGAAGCAACCAACCCCACAUCUAUAAAACAGUUAAUUACACAAACAUUGAAUAUCAGUUAAUAAAUAUGAAAAAUAAGUUCUCAAUCGUCUUUAAGCUUUUGAUACUGCACUAUCUUUCGGUUCUUGGCCAUUCUCAGGAUUUUGAUUUUUUCUACUUCGUCCAACAGUGGCCAGGAUCAUACUGUGACACAAGGCAUAGCUGUUGCUAUCCAAAAACUGGGAAGCCUACUGCGGAUUUCGGGAUUCAUGGUCUCUGGCCUAAUUACAACGAUGGUAGCUACCCUUCCAGCUGCAAUCCUGACAGUAUUUAUGAUAAAUCUCAGUUAUCAGACUUGACAAGCAGUCUGCAGAAGAAUUGGCCAACACUAGCCUGCCCUACCGGCGAUGGCCACAAAUUCUGGUCACAUGAAUGGAUAAAGCACGGAACCUGCUCCGAAUCAGAACUGGACCAACAUGAUUAUUUCCAAUCAGCACUUAAUCUCAAGGCCAAACUCAACCUUCUGCAAAUUCUGAACAAUGCUGGAAUCAAAGCAAAUGAUGGAUUUUAUGAACUAAGCAGCAUUGAAGAAGCCAUAAAAGAAGCUACUGGAUACACUCCUGGAAUAGAAUGCAAUGUUGAUGGAUCUAAAAAUAGUCAGCUCUUCCAAAUUUACAUGUGUGUCAACACUUCUGGGUCUGACCUCAUUCAAUGUCCAAUCCUGCCAAGAGGAAGAUGUGCUGAUCAAGUUCAGUUCCCAAGAUUUUAGACUGCUAUUUGUAAUUGUUGAACAAUAUCACAUGCCAAUUUACUGUUUUCACCAUUAAUCCAAAUAUGUCAAAUGAUAAUACCGAAAUACACGAUUCUCAUUUCAA
Mercurialis annua (annual mercury) is the source of this 861-nucleotide messenger RNA. Its product is annotated as ribonuclease 3-like. Bases 75 to 755 code for a protein of 226 amino acids. Gene Ontology annotation, cellular component: extracellular region. The record is from RefSeq and is a predicted model, not a curated record. The transcript has 3 exons. Gene Ontology annotation, molecular function: RNA binding; ribonuclease T2 activity. Gene Ontology annotation, biological process: RNA catabolic process. NCBI's taxonomy places the organism in Eukaryota, Viridiplantae, Streptophyta, Magnoliopsida, Malpighiales, Euphorbiaceae.